This is a messenger RNA of Aspergillus oryzae RIB40, 546 nucleotides long. RefSeq lists its product as uncharacterized. NCBI's taxonomy places the organism in Eukaryota, Fungi, Ascomycota, Eurotiomycetes, Eurotiales, Aspergillaceae. The transcript has 3 exons. The record is from RefSeq and is a predicted model, not a curated record. The coding region runs from base 1 to 546 and encodes 181 amino acids.
AUGCUGGCCCUCCGCGAUCAAGAGAACCUGGUGCACGCUCAUCAGACCGUUGCCGCAUCCAAACCUCUGAACCAAGGUGUCAAACAACUACAGCCCAAAACCCCGGGGGCACGCGCACCGAAGACACCAUUCAAAGUCCCAUUGAACGAUGAAAAUGACCCACUGGCGUUUGGAAAGAAAACGGUGAAGGGAGCUGGUAAACAGAAUGGAGCUGCGAAACCGUCUGUCAAGGAUGCUUUUGUAACUCCAAUGGAUGCGAUAGCAGAGACCCGUCAACGCGCCCCGUUAGGCAUGAAAACAACCAAUGCGAAAGCUCGUGGUUUACAGACCCCUGCGCCUCCCGCUGGUACUGUCAAGCCAGAGAAGACAGGCAAAAGGGCCUCCACACAAAGAGUGAAAAAGUUUGCUCCACUGGUGGAGCAAAGCAAGGCCGAGGUACAGGAUAAACCAGCUGAAGACGAUGUUCCCGAGAUUGAAUACAUGCCCCCGAAGCCGAAAGCCGAGGAACUUGGCGUUGGGCUUAGAAACGGUUUAUGGACAUACUGA